UCAUUGAAGGUUGUUUUCGUGAUGACUGGCGAUUGUAACGAUCGGACGCAUCCCGGAUUUCGAACCUAUGAGAAAAUUGCAGCCGCAAGUUUUGGACAAGUUUUUCAUCUGGAAAAAACGGAUGUGAAGAAAGUGCUCAAUUACGUAAGGCAUUCAGUUGCUCUCAAAAAGGUGCAUUUGAUGUACGAAGUGCGAGAGCGAGGUGGAACCAAUUUGCGUCUUAUUCCUGUCGAUCAACACCUCAACGAAUUAACACUGUCGUUAUCAGGUGAUAAGGAUGACGGAGAUUUCUUGGAUAUAAGUCUCACUGAUCCGAAAGGUACAAAGGUUGAAAGAGCACAUUUUUCGAACGAAAGUGGUACAAUUGAUCUGAACAACAUCAAGUUGAUCCGGAUCACAAAUCCUCUGCCUGGUAUUUGGCGAGUUCGUACGUCAAGUCGACUCAAGCAUGUGCUACGAGUGCUCGGUCAUGGAGCAAUCGACUUCAAAUACGGCUUUUCAACGCGACCCAUCGACAGAAUCGAACUCGCACAUCCACGACCAAUAUCCCAUCAGACGAGCUACUUGCUGGUGAAUAUGACCGGGUUGCCUCCACCCGGAACAGUUUUUGAAAUUUCGCUCGUUGAUUACUUCGGCAAAGAGUUAUUUUCGAAGCCUGCAACGAUCAAUAAACGAAAUCCGUACCUUUAUUUUAUGGGUCCAUUUGUGCCACCGAAAGGCCUAUUUUUUGUGCGGGUGAAAGGUGAGGACGAUAAAUCAUACGAAUUUCUUCGGAUUGCACCAACCGCAACGUCAAGUGUUCAAGCUGGCGGACCAAGGUUGAUCCUCAUUCAUACGUUAUUUAAUUCAGAAUAA
Messenger RNA from Anisakis simplex (herring worm), 855 nucleotides. NCBI's taxonomy places the organism in Eukaryota, Metazoa, Nematoda, Chromadorea, Rhabditida, Anisakidae. The record is from the annotation of a GenBank genome assembly.